GCAGAGAGUGCACUGCUCAUCCUUUCGGUUUGCCGUGUGUGGGAAUGCUGGACACCAACACCCAGCGAGGGAUCCGGCCAAGGGCUCCUCUCCUCGGCGCCUGAACCCUGCUGCUCUGUGCCUGGGUGGGAGAUACAGAUGUCAGAGGACAAGACAGACAAGGUAAAAAUCAAAGCAGCUGAAAGUUUUGAACAUGAAAAGCAAAAUAUUUCUUGGCUGAAAAAAGACCGUCGCACCAGCUCCCUGCCUCUACUGGCCCUCCCUGGGGUGACGCCGAGCAGUGAGGACCAUCCAGAUAACCAGCUUACAAAUGAAAAACACACAGAUGAAAAGCCUAUGAAAGGUAUUGUUAUGAGUUCUGUCGCAGAAUUCAGCAUCACAGACGCUUCAUCAAAGGGUACCAAAAAUGAGAAGAAAUUGUCAGAUGCAAGCAGAUCAUCCAUUGCUUCCCUGGAGAAAUGCAGAGAAUUCACUUACAUUGAAGAUGAUGCAUCAGUACAUCAGAGAGACAGUGACGAUGAAUGCGCAACACUUAUCCUGGCCUGCUUGUUCUGCCAGUUUUGGGACUUUCUUAUAAUGCUGCCUGAUACCUGUGAACAUUGGCUGACAGAUACCUGUUGUCCAUCCAAUAGAUAUUACCAGACCUCCGACGAAGACCACGGCAACAACGACUGCAACUGUGACUGUGACAUUGAUUGCAGCCUCUUUGAGUCCUGCCACGAGACUGGGGAGUGCCUGGAGCUCGCCAUGGAGAUUUCAGAAGUCUGCUAUCGCUGAUAGGAAAAUAAUUGACAAAAUCCCUCAAAACUACCCCACAGAUUGCAAAGGAGAUUUUUUUUUUAAAUAUUAAUCAUAACCGGAGGUUUUGUCAAUGAGGACUAUGUGCAUCUUGUUGCUGCCUCCCUGGAGGUCUCUAUAUCUGUACUGCUCUGGUGGCAUGAUAUCACAAACUGCUGAAACCAAUAAAGGACAAAAAGGGGUCUUCUCUGCCAUAGAUGACAACAGAAUUCCUAAGUGCCAAGUAUGCUCGCUGCUUUACCCACUGUCAAUCCAAGCUUUUAUAAACCUUUAAUUGCUUUAAACACUGAUUUCGCCAUUCAUAAGCACAGAACAAAUUAGGACGUUAUUUUAGGACUGAUAUAUAUAUUAGUUCAUCUUCCUGAUGGAUUCAUACCUAAACAUGUGUUACACAUUGUUGGUUAUUAUAAAUAAUUUAUGAUAUAGUAUCAUUUUAUAAUUAAAAAUUUAUUUAUUCAAUCUCUUAAAACACUCUUAUAUGCCCAGUAUAGGUAGAAAAAAUUAAUGAAUUAGAAACAAUGCUACUGGUAAUUACAGCGAAUGUCACUGAAAAUCUCCAGUGAAUUUUGUGGAGGAAGCAUUUUCACAGUGUACUGCAAUUCAACAGUGUAUUAAUGUGCUGGCCCAUGGUUAUGUAAUAACAGGUUAUGCCUAUUGUUCAUUAGUUAUAGGAAAGGGCUUCUUAAGUGUAAUUAACCUAAAUGGGAAUUGACUGCAUAUUUCCAGAGGAGAAUUAUCCCAUAGAUAGCCAGUAACUCCUUUGCUUGAUUUUCAUUUGUAAGACUUUUGCAAGAAACAGAAUAUUGCCACCUAUUCUAGAACAAACAGGCAUCUCUACCUGUGCACAAAAGAUUACAAAAUGACAGUAUCUAUCCUGGUUGUGCUUUCAAAUUCCCCCUAUCUCUUUUCUCAUGGCAGGUCUGGUUAACAAAAAGGAAAUAUAUGUUGCACAUUACACAUAUGACAACAAAAGCAUGUAAAUUCAGCUGCCUGGGGGUGCAGAGCACAGGUAUUAAGCACAGAGGAAAAUACAGAAUUGCUUGCUCACAUUAGGUAUUUAUAGACUAACACCAAAGUCAGUAUUUACUUUGUAUAAACACUAAAAUUUCUCUCAAAACCCCUACUCAUGUCAGUGCAGAAGUGCCUCUGGAAUCCCAAACAAGGAUUCUGGGCAAGAUGCUGGAAUAUUAAGCAUUUCUAAAAUCAUUGAAGCCUCUUGUUUAUUAAUCAGAGUAGUCCUGGUGCACAAACAUUUAAUGGGGGGAAAAAAUCAUGGGUAUAUCCUUUCCUUAUCUCCCUUCUAGAAAACUCAUGUGUUCAAAAAAAAUCAGAAAUCCAGAAGUAGAACAAAUCUUCCAAAGCUAAGCUAAACUCUCACUUCUACAUACCAGGCCACAGUGGUUUGGAUCAUUCUAUCCUUUCUACCACAGUUGUCCUUGACAAAGUGGCACGUGGGUAUUUAUGAAUAAAAAUUCUGACCCAAGGCAUUUAGGAAUCAGAGAAGAGGGAAGCUUGUUCCACAUACCAGUUCCUAGAGAAGCACCAAUAAAAAUGUACAUUGGCAGUCCUUGCUCUUGAUGUCAGUCUCCAAAAUGCAAGAUUUCAUGUGCAGUGUCUGGAUGGAGCCCAAGAGGGGAAACCAGAGGGUGGCAUACCCCAAAAUGUUGUCAGUGAGGGAAUUAGAGAUGAGGACUUUGCCUUUCAAACCAGGAUGUCUUGUUCCAGUUCUGAGUCUGCAAGAAAAAACAUUGACCAUACCAGAAUAACUCAUGGCAACUGAAGUCUCAUUCAGCUGUGGAACUGGGGGCUUUUGGCACAAAUGUGGAUUUUUUUCUAACUCUUUUCCUGGGAAUCAUUAUUCAAAAGAUUUUUUUUGUGUUAUAAUCCAUAGGUUGGCAUACUGAGGUCAUGUCUACUACAGGGCACAGGUAAGGUCAAAGACAGAAUUACUACAACCAUGAUUAGAAAGGAUGUCCCAGCAAUAUGAAUGGAAUCACACUGGGAUAUAUUGAGAGCUGCUGGUGGUGGUGUUUUAAAUAAUGCAGAAAUAUCUCCUUGCCUGAAGUGUACAAGGGCACACUGCUCAGUUUCCUGCUUUAGGAAGUAGAUUUUUUGAGACAUUUUUGAUCAAUGAAACCUUGAAAAACAUGUUAUUUUAUACAACACAGUAGAAUGAGCAGCUUAUGAUAACUUUGUUUUCUGUCUUAAAGUUGGUAAUUGCAACACUGUACUUUCAUGACACGUAGGAACACUUAAACAUAUUGACACCAGAGAAAGUCAGUCAGACUUUUCCACUAACUAUUCCAGAAACUCUUUGAAAAGCCACCCUAUUCCCACACUAAACUGACUUCCUGGUGCAGAAAAAUACCCAUUUAUCAGAUCUGAACAUGGGCAGACAUUCCAGUGAAGCCGAAGCAUUUGGAACAAUUCAAGGCUGUCUCUGUAUUUUUUAUUUACUGGGAAGGAAGGUCUGGGUGCUGGAGUAGGAGGCGUUUGGGUGGAUGGCUGUUGGGAACAUGUUGGACUCAGCUGUGCUCCCGGGGAGAUGUCAGCGCGUGAAACCAGCUCCUGAGAACAACAAAUAGAAGUUCCCGUUUUGCAAACGGGAACAGCGCUCCGACACGACGCCUCUCCCCGGCGCCAGAAAUGCACUGACAGAUUGCUUGGGGGAAGAGAGAGACAGAGAGAAUAACGGAGAGCUGCAUUGCUACCUUCCACAGGAAAGGACCAUGGGAUGCUCUCUAAGGAUCUCCUCUUGGAAAUGACCCAGCAGUCUCAUCCUUGAGACAAAAAUGUCUUUUCACCUCUUUUCACUCCGUUAGAACACAGUACAGGUUAGGAUGUAAACUUUAGGGGAAUUGAUGUUUGCUAAAUAUUGGAUAAGCCUCUGGAGGCUUCCAAAGGUUUAAUGUUCAGUUAUCUCAAAGGAUAUUAAGUUCUCUGACUGACCAUGAGCCCUUCCAUAAUGUCAUUCUGGUGCCUUACUCUCCAUGUACAGUGAGUCCCCUAGAUGUGGGCCUGGCAAAAAUUAUCUCAUGUACAUCCCCAAAUACAGGAAUGAAAUAUAUUACAUUACUUUAUUUGACUUCCCUCUGCUUCCUAAAGCACUUUGAUCAUUCGUAUUCUAUCAAGCAAUCAUCAACUAGAACAACCAACUUCUUCCAAAUGUCCAGAAAAUGCACAGCUCUGCCUUAACUCCAGUGCUGCUUAGGGAUUCAGGCUGAGUGCUAGAGCUGAGCUCUAGAAGAUUUUGGUUCUCAGGAAGAAAGUAAAAUAUGGGAACAAUUAAGAUGUUUGCAAUUGUAUUUCUUCUAUUAUGCUUGUACAGUAUCAAAAAAAGUUUAAGAGUGUCAGACUAAUAAUGUAUGUAUCUAUUAAAUUUUUCUUUUAAUUAUAUGAAAUGGGUGGUUCCAUUGCUUU
Molecule: messenger RNA, 4218 nt
Organism: Passer montanus (Eurasian tree sparrow)
Lineage: Eukaryota; Metazoa; Chordata; Aves; Passeriformes; Passeridae
Gene: MDFIC2
Product: MyoD family inhibitor domain containing 2
Exons: 5
Coding region: 139-777 (212 amino acids)
Source: RefSeq, a predicted model, not a curated record